AUGGACAAAUUCGUCGUCAGACAGCCGGUCCAGCCCGUCGAGCCGGAGGAAGCCUUCAGGAGGUACUGGGGCAAGGAGCGCGUGCUGCGCCCGCUGCAGAAGGAGGCCAUCCGGCACGUCCUCAACGGGGAGGACACCUUCGUGCGCCUCGCAACAGGGGGGGGCAAGUCGCUGUGCUAUCAGGUGCCCGCUCUGGCGCGGAACGGCGUCGUCGUCGUCAUCACGCCGCUCCUCGCGCUCGGAACCGAGCAGGUCGCGGGGCUCGUGGAGCGCGGCAUCCACGCCGCCUUGUGGUCCUCUGAAACGCGCAUCACGCAGCGGCGGGACAUUGCCAGGGACCUCCAGGACCCGCGGCCGAAGCUGCGCCUGCUCUACACGUGCCCCGAGAGCCUCGAGGCGCAGACGGGCCUGUGCCUGCGCGACAUCCUCGCCGAGUGCCACGCGUGCGGGAACUUGGUGGCCCUGGCUGUCGACGAAGCACACUGCAUCGUGGAGUGGGGGCAGUCGUUUCGCAAGUCCUUCACGCGCCUCGGAGCGCUGCGCGACAGCCUCCCUGGCGUGCCGUUCAUGGCGCUGACGGCGUCCGCGACGAAGACGACCGUCGACAAGAUCUGUGCGGAGCUGCGCAUGCACGCGCCGCGGAUGUGCAUGGCCGACACGGUCAACCGCCCGGAGAUAAGGUACGACGUGCGAUUCAAGGACGACGCGAACCCCGACGCGGACGAGCAGCACCUGGUCGACACGCUGGGCGGCAUGUACGAGGCGAGCGACAGCGAGGGGGGGGGUGCGCGCGGACCCAAGGGGAUCGUGUACGCGUGGACGAAGGCGACGUGCGAGCGGCUCGCGAAGAAGCUGCGGGAGAACGGCAUCCCCGCGGCGCACUUCCACAGCGACGUGCCGGACAAGGCCCGCGUGCAGAACGACUGGGCGACCGGCAAGGUGCCGUGCGUGGUGUGCACCAUCGCGCUCGGCAUGGGCCUGGACGUGCCCGACAUCAGGUACGUCAUCCACUGGGACGCGCCCGACUCCAUGACAAAGUACUACCAGGAGAGCGGACGCGGCGGCCGGGACGGCCAGCCCUGCCGCGCGCUCCUGUACGCAUCGAGCGACACGAUCAGGGCCCGCGCUCGCGUCCUCUCGAACGACGGCGACGGGGACUCCGUGGCGACCAAGGCCCUCGAGAAGGUCUUCGACUGGAUCCGGUGCUGCGGAUGCAAGCGCACGAAGCUCCUGAAGCACUUCGGGGAGUCCCGGACAGAAACGUGCAAGGGGGGCGCGGAGGAAGUGUGCUGCUGGUGCCGGGACCCGAAGGCCGCGCGGGCUGCGCUUCCGCCCUGGGCGCGGGACGCGGAUGGCGGCGACGAGGGGUGCUCGCCGCCGCGCGCGUCUGCGGCCCCAGCGGCGCCGGAGCGGCCGUUGAAGCGCGUGUGUCUGCCCAAGGGGCCGCCGGCGGAGCCCCGGCGCACGGCGCUGACCAGCAACGUGCAGCGGCAGUCGUAUGCCACACUCAGCAAACCGUUCAAGCCGCCCAGGCGGAUAGGAGAAACCGGUGCCGCGAAACCGCACGCGGGUGCGGUGCGACAAGCGGGGGGAACGUAA
Molecule: messenger RNA, 1599 nt
Organism: Pedinophyceae sp. YPF-701
Lineage: Eukaryota; Viridiplantae; Chlorophyta; Pedinophyceae
Source: the annotation of a GenBank genome assembly